Messenger RNA from Erythranthe guttata (spotted monkey flower), 2066 nucleotides. Its product is annotated as LRR receptor-like serine/threonine-protein kinase HSL2. Lineage: Eukaryota; Viridiplantae; Streptophyta; Magnoliopsida; Lamiales; Phrymaceae. Gene Ontology annotation, biological process: protein phosphorylation. Gene Ontology annotation, molecular function: protein kinase activity; ATP binding; protein binding. The record is from RefSeq and is a predicted model, not a curated record.
AUGAAUUCCAGCAGGAGUGUAGCGUUUUGCAUUGCUAUCAUUAUAGCAGCAGCGAAGUGUGCCGCGGCGAACGAUGGAGAAUCGGACGCUUUGGUUGCGAGUGGUUGGUGGUCAAACAAAUAUAUUAAUACUGGAAACAUUACCUCUGAUCAAUAUUGCACGUGGGACGGCAUAACUUGUGACGAUGCGGGCUAUGUCGCAGAGAUAAGCCGGCAUGAUAUGUACUAUCAUCAACUUGGUGAGUUGGAUCUACUUGCUUUUCGAAACAUUGCGAGAAUCGAUCUCAGUGGAAUGUGGCUCACUGGAGGCAUCCCACCCGAAAUAGGUGCUCUUUCCAAACUAACUUAUCUCAAUUUUUCGCGCAAUGAUCUCACAGGCAAUGUGCCUUUUUCCCUCUCAAAUCUCACCAACUUACAGUACCUCGACAUUUCAUAUAACUUCUUUGGUGGUGCCAUUCCAUCCGGAAUAGAAAAUCUUACGAGCUUGGUUGCUCUUGAUUUGAGCAACAACUAUUGGAUUAAUGGCUCUUUGCCUUCCACCUUGGGCCGAUUGACAAGAUUGGAAUCUUUGAAAUUGAAUGAUAAUCAGCUGAAAGGUUUCUUUGAAGCAGGGAUUUCAAAACUUCCUUCAAUCAAAACGAUCGACUUAAGUGGCAACCUAAUUUCCGAACAGAUACCAUUUGACCUUGGAUAUUAUGCUAAUGCACAUUCACUGAGCAUCGAUCUUUCCCACAACAACCUCUAUGGUACAGUCCCUAAAUCUCUUUCCAAUUUGAGAAACAUCAACUUAUCCUACAAUGAUUUAGAGGGUCGAGUUCCAUUUGGGGUUUGGUAUGCAUUGCCAGAAGGCUCAUUUCUUGGCAACGACCGAUUACUUCCCCCUAGAGACUCCACAACACGUGCAUUAGAUACGAGAGUAAUACUCCCACUUGCUCUUUUCUUUGGCUGCCUUUAUUCCGCUAUGUUCAUCGUAUUCAUCUAUUACUACUUCAAGGGAAAGAAGACAACCCCAGUGAAGCCCGAUCUCAAACACGGAGACAUUUUCAAAAUAUGGAAUUACGACGGUAAGAUCGCAUACAAAGACAUCAUCGAAGCAACACAAGAUUUCGACUUCACUCACUGCAUCGGAAGUGGAGGCUACGGCAGUGUCUACAGAGCACAACUGCCAACGGGAAAAGUGGUUGCGGUAAAAAAGCUCCACAGAUUCGAAGGAGAGAAUCCAAUUUUCGACGCGUGUUUUAAGAAUGAGGCCAAAGUUCUGUCCGAAAUACGACACUGGAACAUAGUGAAGCUUUUCGGGUUUUGCCUACACAAGCGCUGCAUGUUUCUCAUCUAUGAGUACAUGGAAAUGGGCAGCCUAUUUUAUGUCUUGAGGGACUCAAACGAAGCUGUAGAGCUAAAUUGGGCAAAGAGAGUAAAUAUCGUGGAGGGAAUUGCACGCGCUCUUUCUUACAUGCAUCAUGAUUGCAGCCCACCAAUUUUGCAUAGGGACAUCUCCACAAGCAACGUACUUCUCAGUUCGAAGCUCGAAGCUUUUGUGUCUGAUUUCGGCACCGCUAGGUUGUUGGAUCCCGAUUCUUCCAAUCAUACUCUAAUUGCCGGCACUCACGGCUACAUUGCACCUGAAUUGGCAUAUACCAUGGCUGUUACGGAAAAAUGCGAUGUCUACAGCUUCGGAGUGGUGGCGUUGGAAACCAUGUUUGGAAGUCAUCCGGGGGAAUUUCUUACAUCCGUGUUCGUGUCCGAAAGAAAUUCCGAAAACUUAAUGCUCCAAGACUUGUUGGAUAAGAGGCUACCGUCUCCAGAUGAUGAAGAUCUAAAGGCGGCAAGGGAUGUAGUUCGUGUAGUGAGAAUAGCACUAACAUGUGUGAGUUCAGACCCAAAGUCUCGACCGUCGAUGAGUCGAGUUUGUGACGAACUUGAUGUUCGCGGGCCACCACUUCCAAUGCCUUUACGCAGCAUAUCUAUCUCGCACCUCAUGCAUAUGUAAUGAGUUAUUAAGUUUUAUGGAGUUAUUUAUGUUCCUAAGAAGUUGUGUUUAUUAGUGAACUUGAUUAGUUCUUGUUA